Messenger RNA from Endocarpon pusillum Z07020, 1971 nucleotides. RefSeq lists its product as uncharacterized. Gene Ontology annotation, molecular function: NAD+ kinase activity. Bases 1 to 1971 code for a protein of 656 amino acids. Gene Ontology annotation, biological process: NADP+ biosynthetic process; NAD+ metabolic process. The transcript has a single exon. The record is from RefSeq and is a predicted model, not a curated record. NCBI's taxonomy places the organism in Eukaryota, Fungi, Ascomycota, Eurotiomycetes, Verrucariales, Verrucariaceae.
AUGGCAUCUCACUACGCCCAUCCCAAUCUCUCCCCUCCGAAGUCAGGCCUACAAACUGUCCCCGAAGCCUCAGCUUCACUCCUAGACAAUGACUUCUCAGUCCCAAGGAGCAGUAAGGAAAUCACAGUCAAGCCUGCGGAAUUAGGAAAUUCAAUGCUUCGAGGUUAUGCAUCACAUCUAGAUCCGCUGCAAAACAAUGGAGAAAUCUACCAAGAUCACCAUGCAGACCACUUCUCGUCGCUUUCUAUCCAAUCCGCAGGCCGAACAGUCACUGUGAAGGAGACCGCCGUUGCCUCGUCAUCAACAGCUCCAGCGUCGAAUCCAAUCCGCCCACCCAAAUCCUUCUUCAAUCAUCGCAAGACUACACGCUCUGCAGAGAUACCUAGACAGACAAUCAUGAAAGCUCUAGCAUCUCGUCCACCAGGGUCAGCCAAUACAAGCCUGCCACUUGCUGCGUCCCUGACAGGUCUUCUUACAAGCCCGGAUCAUGAAAAAGACCAGAAGCUAAGCAAUCUUUCCUCUCAACGGCUCUCUACUGCGCUUGCAAACCUGCAGUCCACCGCAUUUGCCGAAAGAUCUCCACCUUCGACCCGUCUCCCCUUACAGUCGCCCUGCUUUUUCCACCAACGCUUCGACGAUGCUGUCAAUAUUGACAAGGUUUUGGAGGACGUCGCGGACGACGAGUGGCUGUCUCAUUCCAGGUUGAUGCAUACCGCAACCGGAGUUAGGGAAGUGUCGAAACAAUUACAGCGUCGGCCAAUCAGACGAGCAGUGCGGAAUAUCAUGAUUGUCACCAGAGCUAGGGACAACAAACUGGUAUAUCUGACACGAGAACUGGCGCAGUGGUUACUGGCUACCCCAAGAUAUGGUCGGGAUGUUGGAAUCAAUGUCUACGUCGAUGCCAAAUUGCGUACUUCGAAGCGAUUUGACGCGCCUGGCCUGUUAGAAAAAGACUCCCGAUUCCAAGACAUGCUCAAAUACUGGACCCCCGACCUCUGCUGGACGUCACCCGAGAAGUUCGACCUCGUUCUAACCCUUGGCGGCGACGGUACCGUGCUCUUCACAUCCUGGCUCUUCCAACGGGUCGUCCCACCCAUCCUCUCCUUCGCCCUCGGCAGCCUCGGCUUCCUCACCAACUUCGAAUUCGACAAAUACAAAGACCAUCUCGACCGAAUCAUGGGCGAUGGCGGCAUGCGCGUCAAUCUCCGCAUGCGCUUUACCUGCACGGUAUGGCGCGUUGACCGCAGCCCAGGAGCCGAACGCGGCGCAGUGGAGGAGGGCGAGCAGUUUGAAGUCCUCAACGAGCUGGUCAUCGAUCGCGGUCCUUCACCUUAUGUUUCCAAUCUCGAGCUGUACGGUGACAACGAGUUGUUGACUGUCGUGCAGGCGGAUGGCUGCAUUUUCUCCACGCCCACAGGAUCGACAGCCUAUUCGCUCUCCGCAGGCGGGUCGCUAAUCCACCCUUCUAUCCCCGCUAUACUCCUCACACCCAUAUGUCCGCACACACUUUCCUUCAGGCCCAUGGUUCUGUCCGACACCUUGGCUCUCAAGAUCGCCGUACCUGCUGCCUCGAGAUCAACGGCGUACUGCUCCUUCGAUGGGAAGGGGCGAAUCGAGUUGAAACAAGGGGAUUACGUGACGUUGGAGGCGAGUCAGUACCCGUUCCCGACUGUGAUGAGGGGAGGGAAUGAGUGGGUGGAGAGUGUGCAGAGGGCUUUGAGAUGGAAUGUUAGGGGCGCGGUGCAGAAGGGCUGGGGAAGUAGUGCUGCUGGAGAAGAUGUAGACGGUGAGGAGGGAGGAGAAGGCGAAGAUGAGAAGUGGGAUAUAGAUACAGACCCUGGACCUAGUGGGGGGCUGGGGACGGAUAGUGGGAUUGGACAGAGUGAGGAUGGAGUUUCAAACACAGGGGAUGGGAAAGGGACGGGGAGUGGGAGUCCGAUGAGGAGGCAGAUGAGCCUGCUGAAUAUGUGA